Messenger RNA from Apis mellifera (honey bee), 4091 nucleotides. It is a transcript of the gene FoxK, whose product is annotated as forkhead box protein K1. Gene Ontology annotation, molecular function: RNA polymerase II cis-regulatory region sequence-specific DNA binding; protein binding; DNA-binding transcription factor activity, RNA polymerase II-specific. The record is from RefSeq and is a predicted model, not a curated record. Lineage: Eukaryota; Metazoa; Arthropoda; Insecta; Hymenoptera; Apidae. Gene Ontology annotation, biological process: regulation of transcription by RNA polymerase II. The transcript has 5 exons. The coding region runs from base 381 to 2183 and encodes 600 amino acids.
AUAAUUUCAUUAAUCGAUGAAUAUUCAGUGCUCGUGUCGUGAUCAAUCGAUUGAUUAAUCGAUGUCUUAGUCAGUCAUUUAAUUCAAAUCGAUUAAUCGAUUGAUCGAUUGUUCGAUUAGUUGCUUGUCGAAUUUAUAAGCCAAUUCAUUAUUUCAAUAAAUUAUUUCAAGGUUUUAUAUGAUUUCUCGUUGACAUUAUUGAUUUUAAUAUAUGUAAUUUAUAUUCUGUUUCUUUAGCUUUCUAAUUUUCAAUCCCGUAAUUUACAAAGUGUGCGUACAUAAGGUAAUUCGAGCAUUGUUUUUUCCUCUAGCGGUAACUUAUAAUUCUCUAUUCGCAUCUAUGUAUCUAGUUAUCUACUUAAUUAUCUGUACAUUUAUCUAUGUACCUUUCUACCUAUCUAUCUAAAUAUCUAUCUAUCUAUCUAUAUCUGUCUACUUCUCCUUUUUCUCCCUCUCUCAUUCUAUCUCAAAGGAGGGUUCGCUUACUCGGUGCUAUGUCUACUACGUACUCCCGUACUCAGGAGAGCGACGCGUGGGCCCUUCUGGCACUGAAGUCGGCACCGGCCAGCCCGACGAAGAUGCAGUGGAACCCGGAAGCAAAAGGUGCACCGAUUGCACGGCUAGAGGGUCGCGAGUUUGAAUACAUGGUUAGACAGCGACGUAUCACUAUCGGACGUAAUAGCAGCAAGGGUGAGGUCGACGUCAACAUGGGCCACUCCAGCUUUAUCUCACGACGACACCUUGAAAUCUUCUACGAUCAUCCUUUUUUCUUUAUGACUUGUAACGGUAAAAAUGGUGUUUUUGUUGAUGGAGUUUUUCAACGAAAGGGUGCGCCUGCCUUCCAAUUACCAAAGACGUGCACAUUUAGAUUUCCAAGUACAAAUAUAAGACUCGUAUUUCAAUCAUUAGUAGAUGAACAAGAACAAAGUAAUAUACCUGUAUCCUCUCCUCCAAAGCAUAGAGCACCAUUACCACCUUUACGUAUUAAUAUUCCGGAUACGGGUUAUAGUAGCCCAUUUCCUUCUCCUACUGGAACAAUCAGUGCUGCUAAUUCAUGUCCUGCUAGUCCACGAGCAGGACAGGGAAGGAGAAACAUAUCAGCAGAUCUCCAAAUGGUAGCUGUAUAUGCAGCUGCUGUUGCAAAUGAUCCACAAAAUUCUAAUAUGGAAAGACAUGAUGGAGGACAAAGCUCUAAUAGACAAAUAAGUCCUGAACUUGGCGUUGAAUCACGAUACAGAAGUGGAAGUAGUAGUGGUCCAAAUGGUACAACAGCACAUUGUAGUCCACCAAAGGAUGAUUCUAAACCUCCAUAUUCAUAUGCACAACUAAUUGUUCAAGCAAUAGCAUCUGCUGCAGAUAAACAGCUCACAUUAUCUGGAAUUUAUUCUUACAUUACAAAAAAUUAUCCAUAUUAUAGAACUGCAGAUAAAGGAUGGCAAAAUUCAAUAAGGCAUAAUCUUUCAUUAAAUCGUUAUUUUAUUAAAGUACCAAGAAGUCAAGAAGAACCAGGGAAAGGAUCAUUUUGGCGAAUAGAUCCACAGUCAGAAGCAAAACUUAUUGAACAGGCAUUCAGACGAAGAAGACAACGUGGAGUUCCAUGUUUUCGAGCUCCCUUUGGACUUUCAUCUAGGAGUGCACCUGCUUCGCCAUCUCAUGUUGGAAUAAGUGGCCUAAUGACGCCGGAAUGUCUUAGCAGAGAAGCUUCACCAGGACCAGAAUCUUAUCCAGAUAGUACUGUAUCGUCUCCAGCUGGUCAAUUGACUAGUCAAUCUGCACCAGGGUCACCUGGUCAUCCAUAUGCAUCUUCAAGUCAAUCAUCUCAUAAAGGUCGUCUGAUGCAACAAAUCACUGUUGUCACAAACGGUGUUAGUGGUGAUACAACUAGAGAAGAUAGUUAUAUUUUUUCAGAUAAAUAUGUAUCUGGAAAUACUACAGAAGAACAUUCUUUAUCUCCGGCUGGACAAUAUAGUCCAGCUCCUGUUAUUGUACAGACAACAUAUAACUAUAGUGGAAGCUUUAUUGGUCCCGACGCAGGCGUCGGAGUUGCAAAACGUUCACAUGAAGAAUCGGAUAGUUCUCCAGGUUCACCGGCACCGCUCGCUAUUGUCGAAAGUCCUGAACCACCUGAACAUCAACAACCAUCAACAAAACGUCAACGUGUUCAUGAAAUGGACGACCAUUGAAUUAUCGUUGUCCUAAAUUAUCGUUACGUAGGAUAUUUUUUUGUUACAUCGCGCUACUCGCUCAUUGUCAAAUAUAUCUGCACGCGCGUGUACUUCACACUUAAUUGUGUGUGCGCCCGUAAAUACGUGCACGCUUAAUGUUCAGAAUUUCAAAUUAAUGCCCAUAUUCAUACCAUGUUUAAAUCUCUUCAUACAUUAUCAUCUUCGAUGCGCGCCAACAAAUAUAUAUAUUCAGUUCUGUACUGUUUUUUAUUUGACCACAUAGUGGUUACUUUAGUUUCUGUAUAUGAUGAAUACUCGAUACAGUUUAUUGUUUUAUGCAACAAAUGGAAUAUCCGUAAGAAAAGCGAGAGCAGACAAAGUUAUUCCCUCGUCUUACAUUCUAACAAUUUGUUUUAUCUUCUUAUUUGAAUUUUCGAAGUUGAAUGAACUAUUGCUGCAGUAAUAUAAUCAUUAUUAUUAUGAUCACGAAUAUAUAUAUACAUGUGUGUGCGUGUGUGUGCAUGCGUGCAUGCACGUACGCGUGUAUACACAUGUAUAUAUAAAUACACACACACACAUAUGCAUACAUAUAUACAUACAUGUACGCGCACGCGCGUACACAUACACACACACAUACACAAUUUCGUUGAAUAAAUUUUUCACAUUUUUGUUUGAUGACAUAUGGGUACAAGAAGAUGACGGAAACUUAUACGUAUUUAUAAGAAGGAGUAAUAAAUAUUUGUAACAUUCUUGAAAGAAUAUGAUAAGAAGCAUUUUGAUGAAAUCAUAUCUUAAUAUAUUCGAAAACAUGUUGAAUCUCAAUAGAAGGAAAUAUUAUGUUAAAACAAUUCACAUUGUUUGCCUUAGUGCUUUAUAAAAAAAAAAUCACCUGUUCUAGAACAUUGCCAAUAUUGGUAAAUGAACUGGUUUGAGAAGUUUGUUGAAAAUUAUAUAUUUAUAUUAUCAUGAAUAAGUUGAUAUGUGAACUAGAGAUGGGUCGAAAUCUGAUUUUUGAUUUGUAAAUUUAAAUUCAAAACUUCGAAGUUUCGAAAUUCUUGAAAUCUAAGAAUGUUUAUUUUUUUCUCAGAAAUAUUUAUUUUGUCAAAAACUAAAAUGUUUACAAAUUUUAACUUUUUCAAUCGCAAAUUUGUAAUCAACUAUGAUAAUUUUUCGAACAUAGAUUUAUAAUUAAUUAAUGGUAAUGAUAAUUAUUUUUUUGAUAAAAAAUUAACUUUUGGAAUUGAAUAGGUGAAAUCAUAUCAUAAAUCAAAUUAUUAUUAUUAUUUAAAUAAAAAUAAAUUCAUAUUUUCACAAUGUUUUUCUAAUUAAUUAUAUAAAUUACUUUUAUAUUAUAUAAAAUAAUCUCUUUGUCUAAAUUCCGAGAAUUUCAAAUCAUAAAAAUAGCAAAAAAUUUCAAGAGAUUUCAAGCUUUAAAGUAUCCCAUCUCUAGCAUGAACUAUAGUGUUUUUCCUUGAAUCAAUUUAACAAGAUAUAUAAUUAUGUACAUCUUUUUGAAUAUUUUCUCAAACAUUGUUUUUAUUGACGUUGUUCAGCCAUUAUUGGGAAAGAAGAAAUUGUUCUCUGGUCCUUUCCGAUUUUUGAACUCGUCGAUUGUUCACGUUGGAUUAAUUGGUCAUUGAAAUCGAUUAUGACACUAUUUGCAUUCAUUGAAAUGCUCGCAAAUCGUAGACACAAACUUUAGAUGUAGUUCUGCGUAUGAUUCUGCAAUGUUUCUAUUUAAAAAAAAAAAAAAAAAAGAAAAAGAAGGAAAAAGAAAGAUAAGCAAUAAUCUUAUGCUGAAUACGUCGAUCGAAAUUUCUUUCUGACGUGCCUGUUUAUCUAAGGAAGAUAUUAACGUACUAUAAUCAUACAGGAAGAGGUGAUAGUAUUUUUGUUGCCACUUGUAAAUAAACUCUUAAACGAAUA